Molecule: messenger RNA, 348 nt
Organism: Lotus japonicus
Lineage: Eukaryota; Viridiplantae; Streptophyta; Magnoliopsida; Fabales; Fabaceae
Product: rhomboid-like protein 19
Exons: 1
Coding region: 1-348 (115 amino acids)
Biological process (GO): retrograde vesicle-mediated transport, Golgi to endoplasmic reticulum
Cellular component (GO): membrane; Golgi apparatus
Source: RefSeq, a predicted model, not a curated record
AUGAGCUGGAUUUACCUCAGAUACUGGCAGAGGAAGCCAGAAACAAAGCUCAAGGGUGAUCCCAAUGAGGAUUUUGCAUUCUCUACCUUUUCCCCAGAGUUUUUAAGACUAGUAAUAGACCCUGUUGCGUCAAUAUUUCACCGAAUGCUCUGUGGAAGAUCUGAUGCCUCUAAUGAUUUCGAAGGCUACACUUUGGGAGGUGAACCUAUGCUAGGUUCUGACCCCAUUGAGGCAUCUAGGAGAAGGGAAAGAGGUGCCCGAGCACUGGAAGAAAGGUUGGCUGCUGAGAGGUUGGCUACUUCACACAAUGCAGGGGAAUUGCAAACAGAUGCUGCAGGAAAUGUAUAA